AUGAAGACCUUCAUUCUUUUAGCCGCAUGCUUUGCGGUGGCCAGCGCCGAAGUUUUCAAAAUGGAAACCAGAAACGCUGGUUCAAUCAGAGCUAAGCUCUUGAAACAAGGAGAGGAUAAGUACCACGAGUACCUUGCUUUCCUCCACAAGAGCCGUAUCUCCAAGCUUGCCACUGGAACUCAACCAGUCUUUGACUAUUUCGAUGACUUCUACCUUUCUAACAUCACUCUUGGAACUCCAGCUCAAAGCUUCACCAUUGUCCCUGACACUGGAUCCUCUAACCUCUGGGUAAUUGAUAACGGAUGUACCACUGAUGCCUGCAACGGAUAUGCUGACAGUGGAUACACCAAGGACAAAUUCGACACCACCAAGUCCACCACCUACCAAUCCGAGAGCACCAAGUUCAGCAUUGCUUAUGGCUCUGGUGACUGUGCUGGUCAUUUGGCUAAGGAUACUCUCAGCUUCGCCGGUUUGACUUACUCUACCCAAGAGUUCGGAGUCGCCACCACCAUUGCUGAUGUCUUCGGAUACCAACCAGUUGACGGUAUCAUGGGACUCGGAUGGCCAUCCCUCGCUGUAGACUCUGUUGUCCCACCAGUUCAAAACAUGCUUCCACAACUCGACAAGCCUAUGUUCACCUUCUGGUUGGACAGAAAGCUUACCCCAAGUCAAGGAGGAGCUGCCGGACAAAUCACCUUCGGAGGGUUCGAUAGCGCCAACUGUCAACCAACCAUUACUUACGUUCCACUCUCUGACAAAUCCUACUGGCAAUUCACCCAAGAUUCCUUCUCCAUCGGAUCUUACUCAUACAACAAGGCUGAUCAAGUCAUCUCUGACACCGGUACCUCAUGGAUUGGAGUCCCAGACGCUGUUCUCAGUGGAAUCGUCAAGCAAACCAAGGCUACUUAUGACUUCGUCGAUCAACUCUACACCGUUCCAUGCGCAAACCAAAACUCUCUCCCAGAUUUAGUCUUCACUAUUGGUGGAAACAAAUACAACGUUCCAUCAGUCGAAUAUGUUCUUGAUCUCGGACUCAGCAGAAACAGAUGUGUUCUCACUUUCUUCGGAAUGGGAUCCGGAUUCGGAGGCCCAACUUGGAUUCUUGGAGAUACUUUCAUCCGUACUUACUGUCAAGUUUACGAUGUCGGACAAGGAAGAAUCGGAUUCGCUUUGGCCAACCAUCAACUCAAGAACUAA
Molecule: messenger RNA, 1197 nt
Organism: Auanema sp. JU1783
Lineage: Eukaryota; Metazoa; Nematoda; Chromadorea; Rhabditida; Rhabditidae
Source: the annotation of a GenBank genome assembly